Closterium sp. Naga37s-1 is the source of this 1362-nucleotide messenger RNA. The record is from the annotation of a GenBank genome assembly. NCBI's taxonomy places the organism in Eukaryota, Viridiplantae, Streptophyta, Zygnematophyceae, Desmidiales, Closteriaceae.
AUGGCCUCGCCUCCCCGUCCGUCGCGUCGUCUCAAACUGCCGAACACGGACGAUCACAGUCGCGGCUCGAUCGCACAGCCUCGCUACCACGUUUCCGCACUAGCCCCGGCAGCCGCACUUGAGGUCGCGAACGACUGCAGAAACGGGAGCUCCCAACACCAUCCCGCCUCCUCGUUUCCCCUUCUCGCCACCCGAAUUCGCGUUCCCGCCUCCCCGUUUCCCCUUUCCGCUCCCCAUUACCCCUUCCCGCCUCCCCGUUUCCCCUUUCCGCUCCCCAUUACCCCUUCCCGCCUCCCCGUUUCCCCUUUCCGCUCCCCAUUACCCCUUCCCGCCUCCCCGUUUCCCCUUCCCGCCUCCCUAAUUCCCCUUCCUGCUCCCCAUUACCCCUUCCCGCCUCCCCGUUUCCCCUUCCCGCCUCCCCAAUUCCCCUUCCCGCCUCCCGUUUCCCCUUCCAGCUCCCCAUUUCCCCUUCCCGCCGCCUCAUUUCCCCUUCCCGCCUCCCCAUUACUCAUUCCCACCUCCCUGCUUCCCCUUCCCGCUCCCCAUUACCCCUUCCCGCCUCCCCGUUUCCCCAUCCCGCUCCCCAUCUCCCCUUCCCGCCUCCCCAUCACUCAUUUCUUUGAACCAUUUUCGUCCUUCCACCUCCUAUGCAUCUCCUUUCCCUACCUAUGCAUCAGCUAUCCCUACCUAUUCAUCUCUCUUCCUUGCCUUAGCAUCACCUCUCAUCCCAUCCCCUUCAAACCCCUCUCAUCCCAUCCCCUUCAAACCCCUCUCAUCCCAUCCCCUUCCAGCCCUUCUCAUCCCAUCCCCUUCAAACCCCUCUCAUCCCAUCCCCUUCAAACCCCUCUCAUCCCAUCCCCUUCAAACCCCUCUCAUCCCAUCCCCUUCAAACCCCUCUCAUCCCAUCCCCUUCAAACCCCUCUCAUCCCAUCCCCUUCCAGCCCUUCUCAUCCCAUCCCCUUCAAACCCCUCUCAUCCCAUCCCCUUCAAACCCCUCUCAUCCCAUCCCCUUCAAACCCCUCUCAUCCCAUCCCCUUCAAACCCCUCUCAUCCCAUCCCCUUCCAGCCCUUCUCAUCCCAUCCCCUUCAAACCCCUCUCAUCCCAUCCCCUUCAAACCCCUCUCAUCCCAUCCCCUUCAAACCCCUCUCAUCCCAUCCCCUUCCAGCCCUUCUCAUCCCAUCCCCUUCAAACCCCUCUCAUCCCAUCCCCUUCAAACCCCUCUCAUCCCAUCCCCUUCCAGCCCCUUCGAUCCUCUUUCAGUCCCUCCCACCCCGGCAAUAAAAUAUCUAGAGGCAGAGGGGAGCGAGAGUGUGGGCCGCUUGGUGGACCUGCUAGUGAGAGGAGUGGGGGGAUUGGGAUAG